CUCUCUCUUGUGUAGUUGCGUGUGUGUGUGUGUGUAUAAAUAUAUACACACACACACUCGGACCUCAAUGGUUACAGAAACCCCCAUACCUCCCAUAAUCAAGUAGUGGAAGAGUUAAUCUGUGCGGGCCACUCAUGGGAGGCGCAAGGUGGUGCCUUGGUGCUGAACUCUGGACGCCCAAGGUCAAGGUACACUCCUCGGCCUCCUGUUCGUCGCAGAAGCGGCUACUCCUAGAAGACACGCCGGCCGCCGGUGCUCCUCCGGCUGAGGAGCCAGCGGCGGCGGCCGGCGAAGGCCAAGUCGUCAAAGACCAAGACCAAGGGGAAGGAGGGGAAGGGGAAGAGCACAGGAGCCAGCAGAGGGAGGUGUUCACCAUCUGGAUGAAGUCGCUGGUGCUCAACGGGAGCGGCUGCACGGUCUUCGACUCCCGCGGCCGCAUCGUCUACCGCGUCGACAACUACGGCUCCCACCGCUCCGUGGACGUGUGCCUCAUGGACAUCACGGGGAGCGUGGUGCUCCAGGUCCUCAAGAAGUUCAGGAGGUGGGAGGGGUACAGGUGCGGCGGGUGGGAGGAGCCCGAGCGCGGCGACGCGCCGCGGGGGCGAGGGCGGCCGUGGUUCACGGUGGUGAGCAACAAGUGGGGCCGCGGCCCGCGCUGCGAGUUCAGGAGCGACGGCCAGGCGGUGCGCUACAAGAUGGACGGCGGCAGGCGGCGGCAGCAGGCGGCGCGCGCCUCGUGGAUCGUGGACGACGCCACCGGGCUGGCGGUGGCGGAGGUGAAGAGGAAGCUGACGGCGACGGGGGUGUCCCUGGGCGAGGACGUGCUGACGCUGGUGGUGGAGCCCAACGUGGACCACUCGCUCAUCAUGGGGCUCCUUGUGGUGCAUGGCCUCAUAAACCACUCCAUGUGAGCAUCGCAUCGUACGUGCAGGGACAGGGUGUAAUUUUCUUGUUAGAUGCAUGCUCAGAUGCAUCUAUCCUGCAGACCAGUCUUCUUCUUUCUUUCUUUGGAAAACCUUUUGUGGCGUGAUUUGUUUAGGCGUGAGGUCUGCCAAUCAAUUAAGCAAGAAUAAGUUUAUGUUCAA
This is a messenger RNA of Aegilops tauschii subsp. strangulata, 1085 nucleotides long. RefSeq names its product protein LURP-one-related 11. Lineage: Eukaryota; Viridiplantae; Streptophyta; Magnoliopsida; Poales; Poaceae. The record is from RefSeq and is a predicted model, not a curated record.